Messenger RNA from Protobothrops mucrosquamatus (brown spotted pit viper), 1692 nucleotides. It is a transcript of the gene KLHL18, whose product is annotated as kelch like family member 18. The record is from RefSeq and is a predicted model, not a curated record. The transcript has 10 exons. The coding region runs from base 49 to 1692 and encodes 547 amino acids. Lineage: Eukaryota; Metazoa; Chordata; Lepidosauria; Squamata; Viperidae. Gene Ontology annotation, molecular function: protein binding.
CUGGUGCACUUCUCGGUGGGCGACCUGCCCAGCCGCGGCUACGGGGUGAUGGGCGAGAUCCGGCGGCAGGGGAAGCUGUGCGACGUGACCCUCAAGGUGGGCGAUCACAAAUUCAGCGCGCAUCGGAUCGUCCUGGCGGCCUCCAUUCCUUAUUUCCACGCCAUGUUCACAAACGACAUGAUGGAGUGCAAGCAGGAUGAGAUUGUCAUGCAGGGCAUGGACCCCAGCGCACUGGAAGCUCUGAUCAAUUUUGCCUACAACGGACAUUUAGCCAUUGACCAGCAAAAUGUCCAGUCUUUGUUGAUGGGCGCCAGUUUCCUGCAGCUGCAGAACAUCAAGGAUGCGUGUUGCUCCUUCCUCAAAGAGAGGCUCCACCCAAAGAACUGCCUGGGCGUGCGCCAGUUCGCGGAGGCCAUGAUGUGCGCCGUCCUGUACGAGGCCGCCAACAACUUCGUCCACCAGCACUUCGUGGAGGUCUCCAUGCUGGAGGAGUUCCUGUCUCUGCCCUUGGAGGAUGUCCUGGAGCUGCUCUCGAGGGAUGAGCUACACGUGAAGGUGGAGGAGCAGGUCUUCGAAGCCGCCCUGGCCUGGGUGAGGUACGACCGGGGACCCCGAGAAGGCUGCCUGCCAGAGCUCCUGUCCAGGAUCCGCCUGCCCCUCUGCCGGCCGCCCUUCCUGACGGGCCGCGUGCAGCAGGACGAGCUGGUCCGCGGCUGCCCCAAGUGCAGGGACCUCGUGGAUGAGGCCAAAGACUUCCACCUGAUGCCAGAGUGCCGUCCGUCUCUCCUCCCUUUCAAGACACAGCCGCGUUCUUGCACGUCCAUCGCCGACUUGAUCUACGCCGUGGGAGGACUCAACUCGGCAGGAGACUCCCUGAACGUGGUGGAGGUCUUCGAUCCCGUGGCCAACCAGUGGGAGAAGUGCCAGCCAAUGAUGACGGCCCGCAGCCGUGUGGGCGUGGCCGUGCUGAACGGACUCUUGUACGCCAUUGGAGGAUACGACGGGCAGUGGCGGCUGAGCACCGUGGAAGUGUACAACCCUGAGACCGACUCCUGGUCCAGGGUGGGCAGCAUGAACAGCAAACGGAGUGCGAUGGGAACCGUAGUCUUAGACGAACAGAUCUACGUUUGUGGGGGCUACGACGGCACCUCUUCUCUGAACUCGGUGGAGGCCUAUUCGCCCGAGACAGACCAGUGGACGGUGGUGACGCCCAUGAGCUCCAAUCGCAGCGCAGCCGGCGUCACCGUCUUCGAAGGCCGCAUCUUUGUCUCCGGCGGACACGAUGGCUUGCAAAUCUUCAACAGCGUGGAAUUCUACAAUCCGUACACCGCCUCGUGGCACAGCGCGGCCAGCAUGUCGAACAAGCGGUGCCGGCACGGGGCCGCCUCCCUCGGCGGCAAGCUCUUCGUCUGCGGCGGCUACGACGGCUCGGCCUUCCUCAGCGUCGCCGAGGUCUACAAUUCAGCGGCCGAUCAGUGGGACCUCCUGGUGCCCAUGAACACCCGGCGGAGCCGCCUAUCUCUGGUGGCCAACCGCGGCUGCCUGUAUGCCGUGGGCGGCUACGACGGACAGUCCAACCUCAGCUCGGUCGAAGUGUACGACCCGGAAGCCAAGCGCUGGACGUUCGUGGCGCCCAUGGUGUGCCACGAAGGUGGGGUGGGGGUGGGCUGCGUCCCACUGAUGGCCAUUUGA